UCUUCCCCAGGGGCAUCCCAUGUUUGCCUACACGCCUCCGCCCGGAUGAUCCGUCCCCGAUGGCUCCCCAGCGCGGCCGCCCUCGGCGCCAGGUCCAUCUCGUCGGUCCGCAACCCCAAGGAUCCACGGUGGAUGGUGCCCGGGAGGAAGGCCCCGGACAGCAAAGACAGAGAACCUGAGGAUGAGCUCGGGAUCCCAAAGGUUGAGCUCAGUCCCAAGGACGAGUUCGCCAAGUGGAGGACGCUCGUCGAGACCCCCGGGUCCGGGCUUGAUCCUAUCGAGGAGGCGAGCCGCCUCGAGGCCAAGAAUCAGUUUUGGAAGCGCAACAACCAGGCUGCUCGCAUGCUUGUUCUCGAAGGUCUGCCGACGUCGCUGGUCUCGAGCGACUUUUUGCGUCUAAACGCUAAGGAUCUCGCUAGCUGGAGGAACCUCAUCAAGGAGGUCCAGCAGGAGCGUGACCCGUGGACGCUCGACCCCAUCGGCACCUACCGCAUCUCGUUCGGAUCGAGCUCCGCCGCCGAGCUUUACCAAGCCACGCUCGACCGUCUCCUCCGUCUCGCCCGGAUAAAGCUGCACUGCACCACCGGCCUUUGGACCAGCGAGGUCCCGCCGGGGCUGCGAGGCGACGGCGAGUUCGAGGCCGAGCUCGAGCAGUUCUCCCUCGUCCCGGGUUCGUACCCGGGCACCAUCUCGUCCAGACUGUCCCGCGCCAAGGGCAAAUGGCCAUGGCAGCUCCUCAUGGACCUCCUCGUCCGCCGCUCCGGCUAUAGACUUCCCCCGGCCGCGGUCCUGCUGCAGCUGCGGCACCCGCUCAUAUCGGGCCCGGGACUCGACAGGCUGAUCAGAAUGGACGGCGCCGAGCGCAACCAUCCGUGGAACGUCAGCUCCGUCUACUCGCUCUCCCGCACCACCGAAGACCACGCCUUGCUCGACAAGCACGGUAUGCGAGUGCCCCUAGAAGACAUCAACUUUCGCCUCAAGCUCAACACUCGCUUUGUCCUUCUUUGCAGAGACUCCGAGGUUGCCUGGCGGUUUAUUCGGAGCUGGAACCAGCGGGAGCUUGAGGUGGACGACGAAGGCAGAAAAACGACAGUGACGGCAUCGUAUAUUGAGUUUUAG
Messenger RNA from Fusarium falciforme, 1119 nucleotides. RefSeq lists its product as hypothetical. Bases 46 to 1119 code for a protein of 357 amino acids. The record is from RefSeq and is a predicted model, not a curated record. Lineage: Eukaryota; Fungi; Ascomycota; Sordariomycetes; Hypocreales; Nectriaceae. The transcript is spliced from 2 exons.